Molecule: messenger RNA, 2789 nt
Organism: Pteropus alecto (black flying fox)
Lineage: Eukaryota; Metazoa; Chordata; Mammalia; Chiroptera; Pteropodidae
Gene: SLC22A31
Product: solute carrier family 22 member 31
Exons: 5
Coding region: 383-1801 (472 amino acids)
Biological process (GO): transmembrane transport
Cellular component (GO): membrane
Molecular function (GO): transmembrane transporter activity
Source: RefSeq, a predicted model, not a curated record
AAAAGCAGAAACCAGACUUGGGGUUCUGUGUGGGCACUCUGGGGACCGCAGGUCGUUACCCUCUGGGGGCUCAGACCAGGAAUUUUUCCAAUUCCACGUGAGGCUCACCAGAGCCAGGAAAACACAUCAUGUGACCUUGAGCAGUUCCCUUGCCCUCUGCCUCAGUUUCCCCUUUCCUCCAGGGAGGAACUGGAACAAGACAUCUAGGGGGCCCUUCCAGCUGGAUAUUCUGGGGACUCCAGCAAGGGGGGUGGUUCCUGGCUGGCUGAUAGGUAAUGGGUGUCCCCUGCAGUGGAACCUCGUGUGCGAAGAUGGCUGGAAGGUACCACUGGAGCAGACGAGCCACUUCUUUGGCUGGCUGCUGGGCUGCGUCAUCCUGGGCAUGGGCUGUGACCGGUUUGGCCGCAGGGCCAUGUUUGUGGCCUCCCUGGUGCUGGCCACAGGCCUGGGGGCUGGCGAGGCCUUGGCUGCUAGCUUUCCUGCCCUGCUGGCCCUGCGGCUGUUUCACGGUGGGGCCUUGGCAGGGGCCUUCCUCGCCCUCUACGUGGCUCGUGAGUACCAUGGGGAGUCAGACCGGGCACCCACUCAGGCUAGGCCUCCGACCCUGCUGGAGGGGGACAUAGGUGGCAUGGGAGGCCUCUCCAAACUUCUUUUGAGGGUUCUUCUUGAGAAGAUGGGAGGAUACUGUUUGCUCUGUGAGCUCUGCUAUUUGAGGGCAGGCUCAGGUGCUGGAGUGGGCAGUGAGUUGGCCUCAGAUGUCCGGCUCCUGAGCAGGUCGGCGGCUGGUCCUCAGAGCCCUGGACCGAGCAGCCUUCCCUUUCGAGAGGCCUCGGCCUCAGGCCAUCUGUGUCUGCCCAGGCCUGGAGCUGUGCGAUCCACCACACCGCCUGAUGUUCUGCAUUGGGGCCGGCCUCUUCUCAGUGGUGGGCACUCUGCUGUUGCCUGGGCUGGCCCUGCUCGCACAGGACUGGCACCUUCUGCAGGGGCUGAGUGCCCUGGCAACAGGACUCCUGCUGCUCUUUUGGGGGUAGGUGGCAGGAGACGGGAGGCUGUGUGUAUCACUUCCCUCUGCACUUCCAUGCAGCACCAGGCAUGUGGAUAUGGGACAGGGACACAAAGCCAUGUGAUGUCCUGCCCCCGGGACCAGGGAGGGGGCAUUGGCCCUUGUCAUCCCUGUGGGGAGGAAGCUGAAGUCAUCCUUACUCACCCCUCCAGGUUCCCAGCCCUGUUUCCUGAGUCUCCUCGCUGGCUGCUGGCCACUGGGCAGCUGGCCCGAGCCAGGAAGAUCCUGUGGCAUCUUGCCGAAGCCAGCGGCAUGGACCCGGAGGACAGCACUGAGGAGGAGAGCUCCCUGGCUACAGAGCUGGACGUACUGUUUGCAGGGAGCCCCCAGCCCCGGUACCACUGGGUCCUGGAGCUCUGGCACACCCACAUCACCUGGAAGAAUGGACUCAUCCUGGGCUUCAGUUCGUUGGUCAGUGGGGGCAUCAAAGCCAGCUUCCUCCACAGACUGUUCCCUCAUGAGCCCACCUUCUACGGGCCGUACUUCCUGGCAGCUGGCCUAGAGGUAGUGGCCACCGUCUUCCUGCUCCUGACAGUGGAUCACUGGGGACGCCGCCUGAUCCUGCUGCUGGGCACCUUGGUCAUGGGCCUGGCAUCCCUGCUGCUCCUCGCCGGGGCCCAGUACCUGCCAGGCUGGACCGUGCUCUCUCUUUCUGUCCUGGGGCUCCUGGCCUCCCAGGCCGUGUCCAUCCUCAGCAGCCUCUUUGCAGCUGAGAUCUUCCCCACAGUGAUCAGGUGAGCUUCAGCCACAUGGCAGAUGCGAGUCCUGCCAGGCCAGCCCCCAGAGCCCCCCGGGGACCGGACACCCCACACAUUUCCCUCCCUAGCUUAGCUUGAAGACUUCUCCAUUCUGUCGUGAGCAGAGUUCAGAUUGUCUUUUCCUGAGUGAUGUGGGGGACACUGGCACUGAAGGGUCUGGACAACAGCUCAGGAAUAGAGGAAGGGGAGACGCAGGUGUGAGGAGGGGCAGAAAUGAGACAGCCUCCAGAGAGGGCAGAAUUCCAGGGGAAAAAUCAUUGUCCAAUUUUCUGUUGAAAAGAACAAAACUUGUUCCAGGGCAGGGAGGAGCAGCUUUUCCACAAAAGUGUUUUCAGUUUCGUUUUCCUGGAGCUCCCACACCUCUGGCUCUCGCUGGGUCCAGGCCUCCCUGGGGGCACUGGGAGUUACAGGCUGUGUCCACGUGCCCAUCUGCCUGUGAGGGCGGCCACCUGCCCAGGUUGCCCACACCGUGCCCUCUCCUGCAGGGGGGCAGGGCUGGGCCUCGUGCUGGGUGCCGGGUUCCUGGGCCAGGUGGCCGCCCCACUUGCCGAUGCGCAUGGCCGGCGGGGCUUCUUCCUGCAACACGUGGUUUUCACCUCCUUCGCCAUCCUUGCCCUGCUGUGUGUCCUGCUGCUGCCCGAGAGCCGUGGCCGCAGGCUGCCCCAGUCACUGCAGGAUGCUGACUGCCUUCGCCGCUCGCCACUCCUUCGGGGCCACCCUUGCCAGGAUCACCUGCCCCUGCUGCCAUCCUCCCACUGCCGGGCCCAGACACAGCUAGUCCAGGAGGGGUGACCCUGGCUGGACAGACACACUUCCCCUCGGAUGGCCACAUCUCCGUGUGGGCAGAGGGGUCUCAGGGAGGUGCCAUGGGGAUAGUGUGAAGGGGGAGUCCCCUCUUGGGUCCCUUGUUCCUCGGGGUCCUGGCCCCUACCCCCCACCACUUGUGGAGGAUAAAGGCAUCCAUAGAA